AUGCGUAGCUAUUAUUCGAUUACACUUCUACUAUGUAUCCUUGUUACGUAUAUCGAUGUUGACGCGUGGAAUGCUCUGAGAAGAUUUACACACUUUUGGCGAACAAAUAACAUUCACGCGAAUGAGUUGUUAUCGCGGGAUCCGUCAAAGAGUAAAUUACAAUCGAUCAACAUCCAAAAUGACACAUCAACUUACGCUAGCAGAGAAAAGCGACUUUUUCCUUUGUUCACCGUGGUGAAGUUUGAUAAUAAUAUUUGCUUCGGAUUAACCGGCGAGAAUGGUACUUGUAUGACGACAUCAGAGUGCUCGGAACGCGGAGGUAUCUCCAGUGGGAUUUGUGCAAACGGUUACGGAGUUUGUUGUAUUGUAACUAUGUCUUGCGGCGAAACGACUACUAAUAACAAUACUUACUUCGUUAAUCCGAAUUAUCCGUCGACAUUCGACGGCACGGAAUCUUGUCAGUUGACGGUUGUUAAAUCGCAUCCAGAUGUAUGUCAAUUUAGGCUGGAUUUCGUGGAACUUAAUAUCAGAGGACCGGAAACGACUAACCACCAAUGUAUCUAUGAUCAAUUUAUCGUUUCUGGGGGCAACCCGGUCCCCACUAUAUGCGGUAGUAAUAGCGGGAAUCAUAUCUAUGUGGAUGCUGGUCUCGGACAAACGAAUCCUGUGACGUUAACGUUUGUGACGAGCGGAAGUUCUUUUGCUCGAUCAUGGAAAGUCCGAGUGUCUCAGAUCCGUUGCAAUACUUUGUACAGAGCCGAGGAAGGCUGUUUGCAAUAUUUUACAGGCAUAUCCGGACAAAUAAAAUCAUUCAAUUAUGAUCCUAACACCGGAUUACAGUUAUCUAACCAGGACUAUAGUAUUUGUAUACGAAUGGAAAGAAACUUUUGUGGCAUUCAAUACACGGCAUGCCCGGUUGAUGGUCAAGGAGCUUUGUUAAGCGGUGCAACUCCAGCAGCGCAAAUGACACGCAAUAAUGCGUUUACGUUAACGGGGAACACGCAAGGAACUCAAAUCGCGUCGAUGACAGGAGCUGCUUGUCAGACCGAUUGGUUAACGAUCCCUUGUGCAUCGAAUCUGGGCAGAAUGCCGACCGCCAUGAUGACAUGUGUCGAUCGAAUUUGUGGCGGCACUUUCAACGCGGAGAAUCAAAUGUUGAAUGCUUCUUCUGUCGUUAGUACAGUAAAACCAUUUAGAUUAAUUUUUCAUACGGACAGCAUCGAAGCGCCAAACGACGUCGGAAACCGGGGGUUCUGCUUGAAUUAUGUGCAACAGCCGUGCACGACGAAAUUAAGAUAAAUUUAAAUUGAUAAUUGUUACACGUAAUGCGAAAGGAAAAUGAAAUAACAAAAUACAAUUUCAGUUUUUAUUCGCACACA
Molecule: messenger RNA, 1379 nt
Organism: Colletes gigas
Lineage: Eukaryota; Metazoa; Arthropoda; Insecta; Hymenoptera; Colletidae
Exons: 7
Coding region: 1-1299 (432 amino acids)
Source: RefSeq, a predicted model, not a curated record